GCCAGUACACAAUUAGACGUGUAUCCCUUGCUGAUUCCUUUGUACGGCUUCGUCAUGACGCUCAAAAUAAAGCCUUCCGCUUCACCUCCUCCCUUUUCGUUCGAAAAUCUACCGUCAACACCGCCGCCUCCCUCUCCUUCUCCAUCACUCUCGCAUUGUCCUUCGCCACCAACUUCAUGGCUUUCAGCUCGUGACAUGAAAGUUUUUGGUUCUGAGCCUCUACGAAGCGCUACAGACAUUGGCAUCGUUCAGUGCAAGGAGUGCGCUAAGCCUGUGCUCCGUAGUGCGGCUGCUGAGCAUGCAGACAACUGCAGAAAUAUACGCCUUGGUAAAGGUGGAGUGAAAGGUAAAGCUGAUGACCUUGGAACUGCAAAGGGAAAGAAACGCAAAGCAGACGAAGAGCCAUCAGAAUCGAACACUCCAAAGGGCAAGAAGGCGAAGGCCGCUCCUAACAAGCCAGCCAAACGCAUGAAGGGUCCCGUCGAUCUCGACAAGCAGUGCGGUGUCAUAAACGACAAACACCUCCCAUGCUCACGCUCCCUCACAUGUAAAUCACACUCCAUGGGAGCAAAACGAUCUGUACCCGGUCGUUCGAAAGCUUACGACGAGUUGCUUCUCGACUGGAACCGAGCCAAUAACCCCAACUUUGUGGAGCCCGUCAAGCGAGAGAGCAAGAAGGAGCGCAAGGAGAAGAAAGACGCAGAGAAGAGGGAGAAGAAACAGAAGGAGAUGGAGGAGCUGGCUCGGAAGAACGGUAUCGACCUCAGCAAGCCAGGGGCGGAGGCUCAGCUCGAGCAGCUGAAGUCGACCGCUUCGAAGAAGAAGAAGAGCACUGCAACGGCUGCCAAUGCCAAUGCCAACAGUCAGGGCGCCGCGGCGGGAAAGAAUGCUGCUGCGACCACCGUGGCUGGCUCUGAUGAUCCCGCCUUGGAAAACCUCGAUGAUCUUGACUCCGAGGAGGAACUGGACUCGAUGACGAACGCUGUCCGGGUAGCACAGGAGAGAGGCAUUAUAGGUGUUCCGUUGGCGGUACCAAGUGAUGCUGGAACCUGGUUCGUGGGUCGUAGGGAACGUCUACGGAACUGCAGAGAUCUCUUCGUGGGCUCAUUGAUGAAGAGCGGCAUGAACUCGAGCGUGGCGGCAGCGGGGGCUGCUGCACGUCUAGGCUCUCAAACAGCCUGAUGCACUGGUACACAAUCCUUGUUCACCUUCUCCACAUUUUCGAUGUUCGUCUCACGCAUCGAAUCGCAUACCCCACCGUCUAAGCUACUUCCUUUUCUGUAGGCGCACUGUAUCAUCACAUCUGUACCAUUAUGGGACCCUCACUUGUACUUCAUCUCGCAUCGCACAUCUUAUUCGUACUUCUCCUGCAUUUUCGAGCUCGUCC
Molecule: messenger RNA, 1387 nt
Organism: Stereum hirsutum FP-91666 SS1
Lineage: Eukaryota; Fungi; Basidiomycota; Agaricomycetes; Russulales; Stereaceae
Product: SCA7-domain-containing protein
Exons: 3
Coding region: 55-1182 (375 amino acids)
Cellular component (GO): SAGA complex
Source: RefSeq, a predicted model, not a curated record